Durio zibethinus is the source of this 1380-nucleotide messenger RNA. NCBI's taxonomy places the organism in Eukaryota, Viridiplantae, Streptophyta, Magnoliopsida, Malvales, Malvaceae. The record is from RefSeq and is a predicted model, not a curated record.
AUGGCAUUGGCAUUGCCAAGAUUUAUCGUCCUCAGAUCCGAUGAGAAGAACGAAUACCUGGGCUUCAUCCAUGAAAAUGGGAAGUCUGAUGGGUAUCUGGAAUUCUCGGAAACUCAGGCUGUGAGCCCAUAUGCAAAAUUUGAAGUGGAGAUGGCCGCAGGAUCUGGUAAAGAUGGCUUGGUGCACAUAAGGAGCUGUCAAAACAACAAAUACUGGGUACGAACCAAAAAUCUUUCCGCUACUGAAAAACCAGGGGAGGGCUAUUGGAUUACUGCAACGGCCAGCAAGCCGGAGGAGACCAAUCCAAGGAGUCGUGCACAUUGUUCAAGCCUACAUCUUUGGAAUCCAGUACCUGGUGAUCGCUGCGUGUUGGCAAACUACAAAGACUUUGAUGGUAAUUCCUGCGAUAUCUUUACAAUCAUUGAUUGGGAGUCGUUGUUGAUUCUGCCGAAGUAUGUAGCAUUCAAAGGAAAUAAUGGUCAGUAUCUAUGUCUUCGUCGGAUCGAAAAGCACCCAUAUUUGAAGUUUGCGACUGAUGAUAUUGGUGAUUCAACUGUGCCAUGCGAGAUUUUUGCUACUCACGAUGGAAACAUCCGCAUCAAGCCCACUUGUUCAGAAAAAUUUUGGAGACGCAGCCCAAAUUGGAUUUGGGCCGAUUCUAAUGACGACGCUACCACCGUCAACAUCCCGGUGGACACCUUGCUUCGCCCCGUCAAAGUUGACAAUCGCACAAUAGCACUUACCAACUUGGCCAACAAUAAUUUCUGCAAGAGCCUCACAACUGAGGGAAAGACAAACUGUCUUAAUGCAGCCGUCCCCUCUGUUGCCAGAGAUGCCCGGCUAACGGUGGAAGAGCCUGUCAUGACAAGACAAAUUCAUAAUGUCAAAUAUAAACUUGAUUAUUCCAGGGUCUAUGAUGAAAGAAUUAUUGUUGCAGCUAAAAAUGGUGCCAGUAACUAUAGCCAGCAAUCCUCCACUUUAGACGUGAAGCUUUCCUAUACAGAUACCAAGACUAGUACUUGGAAAACUAAUUUUUCACUAAAGUUGGGAGCGAAAGCCACCUUCGAUGUCAACCUGCCACUCAUUUCUGAGGGGAAGAUUGAAUUAUCCGGUGAAGUUCAGUCAGGAAUUGAGUGGGGAGAGACCAAGACAAUUACCACUGUAGUGGAGGUUGUACACAAAGUUGUUGUGCCUCCGAUGACUAAAGCGACGGUGGAUCUGAUUGCAACAAAUGGUAAGUGUGACGUUCCCUUCUCAUUCACUCAAAGGGACAGUCUUUAUAAUGGGACCACUGUCACAACUCAAGUGCAAGGUGGCACUUACACUGGUUCUAAUUACUACAACAUCAGCUUUGAAACCAAAGAAGAGAAGUUGAAGUGA